AUGGCGAAAGAAAUCACUAAAAAACGAAAGAUUCCCAAAGAUUCUACCAGCGAAUCCAAAACAUCCUCCAAACGUCGAGCCGUGGCAAGCGACCAGUCAAAAAAUGAACAGACCAAGAUCGAAGAGCUAGAAGCUCAAAUCUCCGAAUCGAGAAAAUACUACAACAACAUUGCGACUUUGAUUUCCAUGCUUAAUGUCGACAACAUAAAAGACAAUAAUGAGCAGCCAAACCUUGCAGUAACCGUUGCCCUCUGCCGUGUUUUCUGUCGACUUAUCGCCGGCGGAAACUUGCAAUUGCCUUCCAAGGCUAGCGAGCAGGAACAGAUCGUGGUGGGGUGGUUGAAGGAGAGACUGCAGGAAUAUCAGAAUGCUUUACUGGAUAUUAUUCGAUAUGCAGAUUCGUCUUCUCAGAUCACUGCCCUGACCUUGUCUAUGCGACUUGUGAACGUGCGCGCAACCCAUAUCCCCGAAGCAGAAGUUCAGGUCUGGACCACUGGCUUGUUCCAGUCUAUAUUUGAGGCUUUGAUCGAGGCAGCAAAUGGUGAUUUGGUACGCACCGAAUUUGUCGAAAAGUUCGUCAAGGAAUUCGACGACGUGAGGUUCUACACCUUUCAGAAAAUAUCAUCCUACGCCUCCGAACGAUCCCCCGAAAUCCUUGAACGACUAAUCUGGAUCCUAUCCCAAUGCGACUCCGCCAUUCCCCAAGACUACAAAUUCACAAACUUCCACGGCCAGCAACCAUCCAAAAAGGAAAAAUCCAAAAAUCCAUUGUUGUCCGUCAACUCACACAGAAGAUGGGCCCAAGACGCCUGGCUUGCGGUUCUACGAAGCAGCAACUUAUCCGAAGCGCAACGAAAAUCCCUUCUCAAAAAGAUGGCACACACAAUCGCACCCUGGUUCCUUCGGCCCGAACUCCUCAUGGAUUUCCUGACAGACAGCUACAACGCUGGCGGCUCAACAGCCCUUUUGGCACUAUCCGGUCUUUUCUAUCUAAUCCAAGAACGAAACCUCGACUAUCCACAUUUUUACACAAAACUUUAUUCUUUGCUAGACUCUGAAUUACUACAUUCCAAACAUCGUUCACGGUUCUUCCGUCUGCUAGAUACAUUCUUGGGAUCGACUCAUUUACCGGCUACCCUUGUAGCGAGUUUCGUCAAGCGAUUGGCAAGGCUAGCCCUUAACGCGCCGCCCAGUGCGAUUGUGGCUAUUGUCCCAUUUGCAUACAAUUUACUCAAGAGUCAUCCGACGUGCACAUUCAUGAUUCACCGGGAUAUCAGCAACGACACCAAAAAGAAAGCCACGAUCGAAGCGCAGGGCAUGUCUGACCCGUUUAUGGCGGACGAGACAGAUCCAACCCUCACAAGGGCUAUGGAGAGUAGCCUCUGGGAACUCGAAUCUCUACAAUCUCACUACCACCCAAACGUCGCUGCAAUUGCGCGAAUCAUAUCUGAGCAAUUCACAAAGCAAUCGUAUAAUAUUGAGGACUUUUUGGAUUAUAGUUAUCAGGGCAUGUUGAUGGCGGAGUUGGGCGCGGCCGAGAAAACGUUCAGAAAGCCGCCGGUUGUGGAGUUUCAGAUUCCCAAGAGGAUAUUUACGGAUAGAUUAUUGUUGGAGGAGGAUGGGGGAAAGGAUACCGGGGUGGGUAGUUUGUUGAGGAAGGUUGUGGAGUUUCCUGUUGCGUAG
This is a messenger RNA of Talaromyces marneffei, 1683 nucleotides long. RefSeq lists its product as uncharacterized. Gene Ontology annotation, cellular component: Noc4p-Nop14p complex; nucleolus; small-subunit processome. NCBI's taxonomy places the organism in Eukaryota, Fungi, Ascomycota, Eurotiomycetes, Eurotiales, Trichocomaceae. The record is from RefSeq and is a predicted model, not a curated record. Bases 1 to 1683 code for a protein of 560 amino acids. Gene Ontology annotation, biological process: ribosome biogenesis. The transcript has 3 exons.